AGGAAUUUAACUUGUUUCUUGGGGAAUAAUGUGAGCUUCUGGGAGCAGUUGAAACUUUUGUUUGCUGCAAGGUCGAAGUCGUUGUCACGCCCGAUGGUGGUAUGGAUCAAAGUUUGCGUUGGGGGUGCAGUAUGCGGGUCAUUUGCAUGCCUCAUGCUCGGUUGACCUCUUUACUCAUAGCUGCAGAUACAUUUCCGUGCUAGCCAAUCACGAUGGGUACAGAACGCCAAAGGCAGACGCUGAGGUGUGCACCCUAAUGUGUACGAGUUGUUCACGCUCUGCCCCAUGUACUUCUAGCCACCUCGUGCUUACUCGCUUGUCGUCUUCCACAACUGGUAGGUGCCUAGCUGUGCCGUUCCCAGAUUGCACACCUCUCGCCUGCGCCUGCUGUCGUCGUGGUCGGCCAAUCUUGCUUCCAGCAGAGCGGCCUUGGGGCAGAUUCACAUUUCAACCCGGCCUAACGAGUCAAUGGCUCGCAUGGCGCCUCAAUUCGACAGCAGCUCCGCCAAUACAACUCACGAAAUGCCCGCAAACAUUUCCAGCAAAUUGGAGACGAGAUGUGCAGCGCGUUCAUGGUUCAUGGUUCAUGGUUCAUGGUGCAUGGUGCACGGUGCACGGUGCACGGUUCACGGUUCACGGUUCACGGUUUAUGGUUUAUGGUUUAGGUUUUGGUUUAUGGUUUAUGGUUCAGGUUUUGGUUUAUGGUUUAGGUGUUGGUUUAUGGUUUUCGUGCUGGCACCGAGGGUUGUGACGCCCUGCUCGGAGUCCGGGGCUUGCAUCGUAAAAGAAUGAGAUAUACUCAUCGUAAGCCAUGGCAAGUUGCAGCUAGCGGUGUAACGAGCCUGCAGACAUAAGUCCAUGUUUUUAGUGCAUUUCGCUGAGAAACGAGCCCCAUAACUAUUUUGGACGCUUUCAUUUUAUAUUCAUUUUUGGGUUUAAAGGCAUUUUAAACU
Molecule: messenger RNA, 953 nt
Organism: Hyaloscypha bicolor E
Lineage: Eukaryota; Fungi; Ascomycota; Leotiomycetes; Helotiales; Hyaloscyphaceae
Exons: 1
Coding region: 257-751 (164 amino acids)
Source: RefSeq, a predicted model, not a curated record